This is a messenger RNA of Phaedon cochleariae (mustard beetle), 1704 nucleotides long. The record is from the annotation of a GenBank genome assembly. Lineage: Eukaryota; Metazoa; Arthropoda; Insecta; Coleoptera; Chrysomelidae.
AUGGUGGCAUCGGAAAAAUCGAAACAAAUAGAGAUCCACCGAAACUCAUCACCAGAAUAUUUAGACCGAUUCUUCCAUUGUUUUUCAAUUAACAAUUGGUAUAUUAUUGAUAUCAUCAACUGUGGAAGUACUGAUUCUGAACCUGAAUCUAUUUUGAAAUAUAUGAAUCACACACGUUUAUUCAAUUAUCCUUUGAAGCAUUUAUUUCUCAUUGAUGGCUAUGACUAUCCAAGUUUUAUGAAUAAAUCUGCAAAGUACGAAAUACUACCCAUGAGUGAGCUCUUCAUUGCAUCAUUUCACCAAAACAAUUCAUCUGUGGAUAUUUAUCAACCAUAUAAAAUAGGAAGAAAAGGAGAACUCUUUAUAGAACACUUUGGUAAAUGGACACCUGAUGAAGGGAUGACACAGUUUUACAAAAACAUUCCUACUUCCGUUAGGCGGAAAAAUUUCCAACAAUCUGAAAUUAUCGUCAGUGUCGUGGUGAAGAAUCCAAAAAGUUUGGAUGUUAAAAAUUUUGAUGACUUUUCGGAAGUUGAUGAGAAUGAACCAUACUUUUUCCAAGAUUUCCCGAAUGUUCAUAGUUUAUUUCAACACUUGAAUGCAUCUUUUUCCUUCAGAAUAUUUGAUUCUUACGGAUAUCUUAAUCAUUCAACUGGCAGAUUUGAUGGAAUGGUUGCGGAUUUGUAUGAAGAGAAAGGAGAUAUUUCAGGAACAGCGUUAUUUUUAUCUGAAGACCGCCAAAAAAUUGUCGAUUUCAUAAAAACCUUCAAUUCAUGGGGUACUAAAUUCGUUUUGAAAAAACCCUCCUUGUCAUACAUCGAAAACAUUUAUUUUAUGACAUUUGCGAAACAAGUUUGGAUUGCGUCUUUGGUUAUUCUAUUUCUGUUUGGCGCUGUUUUAUAUAUCUUGCUGAAUUGGGAGAUGAAAAACAAACGUAACAGAAAAACGACAAAUAAAUAUUCACUAGGUGAUAUAACUUUGAUAUCAUUUGAAGCUGUUUGCCAACAAGGGACUUUCACAGAUUCGAAAACUUAUGCUGGAAGAAUAUUAUUAUUCAUUAUGUUUUCUGCAUUCAUGUUUUUGUACGUUGCAUAUUCGGCAUAUAUUCUUGUUCUUCUGCAGUCCACUAAACCAAUAAAAUCAGUACGAAGAUUGGUAGAUAGUCGAGUAGAGUGUGGAGGUCUAAACAUCAGCUUCAUGAUGGCAUAUUACACGGCUACCAAAGAUGAUGCUUUGAGAGACCUUUACAGUAAGAAAAUAUUUCCCAAUCAAUUUUUCACCUUGGAAGAAGGUCUGAAAAAAGUGCAAGAUGGAAAUUUCGCAUUUCAGGUUAUGCUUGGCCCAGCUUACAACUACAUUUUGAAGAAGUAUACUAAUCAGGACAUCUGCAAAUUACAAGAAUUACCUGGCUACAUGAACACUGAAAUGUACAUUGCUGUUCCUAAAACUUCACAGUACAAAAAGUUCUUCAAAAUUGGACUGAUGCGAGUAGAUGAAAGUGGGUUGCAAAUUAGAACAAAAAAUCGGGUUUCCAUGAAACCGAAAUGCUACAAUGAAGCGGGUAACUUCCAGUCAGUGAGGUUUUACGAUUGCUAUUCAGUAUUCAUUUUAUAUCUUUCUGGAAUAUUUGUCUCAAUAUGCAUUUUGUUAAUAGAGAAAGUUGUGAACAAGUAUAAGAAUGAUAAGGAUUCUCCAAUGAAAUAG